AUGGCUACUAAACCAGUUUAUCUCAUCUGGGGUGGUGAAGGUUGGGUCGCUGGCCACCUGAAGGCUCUCCUCGAGUCGCAAGGAAAGGAGGUCCACACCACCACCAUCCGCAUGCAAAACAGAGAAGCUGUCCUCGCCGAAUUGGAGAAAGUCAAGCCCACCCACGUCCUCAACGCUGCUGGAUCAACUGGCCGACCAAAUGUCGACUGGUGCGAGGACCACAAGGAGGAGACCGUCCGAAACAACGUUAUUGGUACCUUGAACUUGGCAGACUGCUGCUUCUUGAAGGGCAUCCAUAUCACCGUCUUCGCAACUGGCUGCAUUUACGCCUAUGACGAGACUCACCCUAUCGGUGGACCAGGAUACCUCGAGACGGACAAGGCCAACUUCAACGGCUCCUUCUACUCGGAGACCAAGGCACACGUCGAGGAGAUCAUGAAGUUCUACUCCAACUGCCUCAUCCUCCGCCUUCGUAUGCCCGUCAGCGACGAUCUCCACUCCCGUAACUUCGUCACCAAGAUCGCCAAGUACGAUCGUGUUGUCGAUAUCCCCAACUCCAACACCAUCCUCACCGAUCUCCUCCCAGCCUCCAUCCUCCUGGCUGAGCACAAGGAGACUGGCAUCUACAACUUCACCAACCCAGGUGCUAUCUCCCACAAUGAAGUCCUCGCUUUGUUCAAGGAAUUCGUUCGCCCAGAGUUCACCUGGAAGAACUUCACCCUGGAUGAGCAAGCCAAGGUCAUCAAGGCUGGACGUAGCAACUGCAAGCUGGAUACUACCAAGCUGGAGUUGAAGCUCAAGGAGUAUGGUUACACUGUUCCUGAGAUCCACGAGGCGUACAAGGGAUGUUUCCAACGCAUGGCCAAGGCUGGUGUGAAAUAG
Lachnellula hyalina is the source of this 882-nucleotide messenger RNA. RefSeq names its product Bifunctional dTDP-4-dehydrorhamnose 3,5-epimerase/dTDP-4-dehydrorhamnose reductase (gene NRS/ER). The transcript is spliced from 3 exons. The record is from RefSeq and is a predicted model, not a curated record. Gene Ontology annotation, molecular function: methionine adenosyltransferase regulator activity. Gene Ontology annotation, cellular component: methionine adenosyltransferase complex. The coding region runs from base 1 to 882 and encodes 293 amino acids. Lineage: Eukaryota; Fungi; Ascomycota; Leotiomycetes; Helotiales; Lachnaceae. Gene Ontology annotation, biological process: S-adenosylmethionine biosynthetic process.